CAAAGGUUGUUGCUGAACUGGACAACGCAGCAGUUUUGGGGAUUUCCAACCCAGCUUCUCACAUAUAAGCAGACCCGAGGACUAUUUUCUUAUUCCGCCUGUGACAGCAGACAUGGCUUCCUGCAUCUGCAUUGUCCAUUCUGAGCAAUGGCCAUCAAUGACCUUUGACACCAUGGAGAGUGACAAAGUGAAGAAGAUAAACGAACAUAUCCGAUCCAAAACCAAGGUUUCUGUGCAGGACCAGGUCCUUCUGCUAGGCUCCAAGAUCCUCAAGCCCCAGAGAAAACUGUCAUCUUACGGCGUUGACAAGGAAACAACCAUCCAUCUCACCCUAAAGGUGGUGAAACCCAGCGAUGAAGAGCUGCCCUUGUUUCUGGUGGAGUCAAGCAAUGAGGGGCAAAGGCACCUUCUCCAAGUUCGAAGAUCCAGUUCAGUGUCCCAGGUGAAAGAGAUGAUUGAGAGUGUGACCGCCGUGAGUCCCAAGACUCAGAUUGUGACUUGCAAUGGAAAGAGGCUGGAAGAUGGCAAGAUCAUGGCUGACUACAACAUCAGGAGGGGCAGUUUGCUCUUUCUGACAGGACACUGCAUUGGGGGGUGACUCCAAGCCCACUCCCCUUUAGCUCUUACCAGUCACAUCCUUUGAUGAUUUCCAAAAGCUAAUGAGAAUGAAAUAAAGAUUGGAGAUGAGUGGGGUGGAUUAAAACUA
Myodes glareolus (Bank vole) is the source of this 706-nucleotide messenger RNA. It is a transcript of the gene Ubd, whose product is annotated as ubiquitin like modifier D. Gene Ontology annotation, molecular function: proteasome binding; protein binding. Lineage: Eukaryota; Metazoa; Chordata; Mammalia; Rodentia; Cricetidae. The record is from RefSeq and is a predicted model, not a curated record. Gene Ontology annotation, cellular component: nucleus. Gene Ontology annotation, biological process: response to tumor necrosis factor; response to type II interferon; positive regulation of canonical NF-kappaB signal transduction.